Molecule: messenger RNA, 2527 nt
Organism: Salarias fasciatus (jewelled blenny)
Lineage: Eukaryota; Metazoa; Chordata; Actinopteri; Blenniiformes; Blenniidae
Gene: cskl
Product: c-src tyrosine kinase-like
Exons: 13
Coding region: 292-1644 (450 amino acids)
Biological process (GO): protein phosphorylation
Molecular function (GO): protein tyrosine kinase activity; ATP binding; protein binding
Source: RefSeq, a predicted model, not a curated record
ACAUAUACACACACACACACACACACACACAUGCGAGCGUACGCGCACACACACUCACGUAUAUGCGGGGAGAGCGCACACAGUCAAAGCAGAGCCACGUUUGGGAUUGUCUAACGUUAACACCGCGACACCUGGAUGCCCCCGGACCGCAGGACGCAUCCUGAUGGGCCUUCGCCGCUGAUCUGCAGCCACAUCUGGUCGACACCUCGGAGGAUCUUUGGGCUCUGAUGGUACUAGCUGAUAAGUGACCGUUACCUGCCUGAGGACACCUGCUGCCCAACUCCCCUCAUCAUGUCUGGGAUUCAUGCGCCAUGGUCAACUGGAACAGAGUGUGUCGCCAAGUAUAACUUCCAGACUGCCAACGAACAGGACCUGCCCUUCUGUAAAGGAGAUGUACUGACCAUCAUCGGAGUCACCAGGGAUCCAAACUGGUACAGAGCAAGGAACACUGUGGGACGGGAGGGCACCAUCCCAGCCAACUAUGUGCAAAAAAGGGAAGGAGUCAAGUCAGGCGGGAAACUUAGUCUCAUGCCCUGGUUUCACGGGAAGAUAACCCGGGAGCAGGCCGAGCGGCUCCUCUAUCCCCCGGAAACGGGUUUGUUUCUGGUGAGGGAGAGCACCAACUAUCCCGGCGACUACACCUUAUGUGUCAGCUGCGAUGGCAAGGUGGAGCACUACCGCAUCAUCUACCACAACGGCAAGCUCACCAUCGACGAGGAGGAGUACUUCGAGAACCUCAUGCAGCUGGUGGAGCAUUACACCAAAGAUGCCGACGGCCUCUGUACCCGCCUUAUUAAGCCCAAGCUGAUGGAGGGAACGGUGGCGGCGCAGGACGAGUUCUCCAGGAGCGGCUGGGCCCUGAACAGAAAGGAGCUGAAGCUCCUCCAGACCAUCGGCAAAGGGGAGUUCGGAGACGUGAUGGUAGGAGACUACAGAGGGACCAAGGUGGCGGUCAAGUGCAUCAAAAACGACGCCACGGCGCAGGCUUUUAUCGCCGAAGCCUCUGUCAUGACGCAACUGAGACACAACAACCUGGUGCAGCUGCUGGGGGUGAUUGUGGAGGAGAGGGGGAGUCUCUACAUCGUUACAGAAUACAUGGCCAAGGGCAGCCUAGUGGAUUACCUGCGCUCCAGAGGAAGGACCGUUCUCGGUGGCGACUGCUUACUCAAGUUCUCCCUUGACGUGUGUGAAGCCAUGGAGUACCUGGAGGCCAACAACUUCGUCCACAGAGACCUGGCCGCUCGCAACGUGCUGGUCUCCGACGACAACAUUGCCAAGGUCAGCGACUUCGGCCUCACCAAGGAGGCCUCCUCCAUACAGGACACUGCCAAGCUGCCCGUCAAGUGGACCUCCCCCGAAGCACUAAGAGAGAAGCGGUUUUCCACCAAGUCGGACGUGUGGAGUUAUGGCAUCUUACUGUGGGAGAUUUACUCCUUUGGGCGUGUGCCUUACCCUAGAAUUCCGUUGAAAGAGGUGGUGCCCCGGGUGGAGAAGGGGUACAAGAUGGACGCCCCGGACGGCUGCCCGCCGGUGGUCUACGACCUGAUGAAGCAGUGCUGGACCCUGGACCCCGUGGUGCGGCCCUCCUUCCGCAUGCUGAGGGAGAAGCUGCAGCAUAUCAGAGCCAAAGAGCUCUACCUGUGAAGAGGAGGCGGGGGUGGAGGGGGGGUCCAGCAGGAGGAUGACUGAAGAAGAGGAGGAAGAGGAGGAAGAGGGCGCCGCGCCGCCUCCCCUCCUGCCUUCUUGUGGGACUGCCACGCCCCCAACCUGACCUCCGCCGGCCGGCCUCCUGCCGCCACACUUAGGACUGUUCUCCCUGUUUGUGUUGUAUAGCUUUCGCCUGGACAGUUUCCUCUUCUCUCCACGGGCCACCGCUCUCCCCUCCUCUUCCUCCUCCUCCUCCUCCUCCUCUCCCCUCCUCUCUCCUUCCUCCUCCUCCUCCUCCUCCUCUCCUGAACACGGCAUUACCUGGAGGGGAGGCUGGCCUUUUCCCUCCUCGUUUGUCAGGUGCUCUCUCUUCCCCCUUCACCUCCCCUCCUCUGGUUUUUGUUUGUUUUUUUUAAACCAUUCCUGGCCGUCUGUGUCACCGCGUGGCCCUGCAUGCCUCUCCACCCGGCUCCUCAUCAUUCCAUCCUCCUCCUCCUCCUCCUCUUCCUCGCCGCGGUGUCAGGCGUGGGGCUUCUCGCUCUGUGCCAAAGUGCCUCCAGUCCACAGAGCUCCAGACUUCCCUCCAACUUUUUUUUUUUUAAUUGGACUUUUGUGGUUUGAUUUUUUUGUUAUUACUUUUUUUUUUUUAAACAAUAUUUUUUUAUUGCUUUCUUUUCUUUUUCAGGGAGGUUAUUGAACCAUUUUUUUCUGUCUCCCCCUCCAUUGCCCCCACAUCAGACUGGGUGUUUAGUUCUUUUGUUUUUUUUCUCCCCCUUGGUUUCCAUGAAGAGCCCGAUAACGGGAUGAGGAAGGAUUCAGUUUGACGGAGGGGGAGUUUCUCCUUCAUCCCCCGAACGAGACAUCCCAGAGGAGCGGCGGG